Molecule: messenger RNA, 852 nt
Organism: Peronospora matthiolae
Lineage: Eukaryota; Oomycota; Peronosporomycetes; Peronosporales; Peronosporaceae
Source: the annotation of a GenBank genome assembly
AUGGCAACCGUCAAACCGACAUGGAAGAAGGUUCUCUACGCGCCCCAGCCGUACGAGGACAAUCACGUGGACGAGACGUUCCUGGAACAGAUGCGGACGAAUGCCAAUGUGCGCGAGCAUGACUACGGGGACAUGGUCCGCUCGGCUGCGGCCAUCUCCCAGCAGAUCUGCGCUCUCUUGAUCUUCUUCUCUAUGUUUGAGUUCGUUCGUCAAGGAACCAUCUCUGCCGUGCUGCUAGGCUGCAUCGAUGUGUCCCUGGCGGUCGCGGGUUUCUCCGUGCUUCGUGUUCACCUCGUUCUACCGCUGCGCACGGUGGACACGCUGAGGUCCUGUCUUCUCUUCUGUGCUACACUGUCACUCGUGUCGCCAGUGCUACGGACGCUUACAAAGUCGUAUGCAAACGACACGAUCUGGGCGCUGGCAACGUCUUUAGGCUUGCUGCACCUCGUCACGCAUGACUACAACUAUGUCAACUCGGGCAUUGGCCGCUUCAGCGGCACGAUCUCGCUGAACGCCGCCAUCUUCACGGCGGUGCUGCUCGGCUCGCGGCUACAGUCAAACGAGCACGUGUUUGCGUUCGUGUUGUUGGCCAUCGAGAUAUUCGCCAUGUUUCCAAUCUUUCAGCGCGAGAUCAAGCGCCAGUCGGAGCGGUUGCACGUCAUGACGGCGGUCGUGCUGUUCGCACUCUCGUCGGCGCUGACCUGGCAGCUGUCGGAGCUGCUGAGCGUGUUAUCAGGUGCCUUUGUGUGCUUCUUGGCCUUCGGGUGUCCGCUCUGGUUCAUGCACGUGCAGGAGUCUAAAAACGAGAUUCUAGGUCCGUGGGAUAUCGCGCAUAUCCAGCCAGAGCAGUAG